Molecule: messenger RNA, 504 nt
Organism: Hyposmocoma kahamanoa
Lineage: Eukaryota; Metazoa; Arthropoda; Insecta; Lepidoptera; Cosmopterigidae
Exons: 3
Coding region: 55-504 (149 amino acids)
Source: RefSeq, a predicted model, not a curated record
CAAUCAAGCUGAAGAAUCUUACACUUGACAUGUUCUCUUAAUCCAGUACUUAAAAUGGAAUUAAUUAUUUAUAUUUUGUCAACAUUUUUGGCAGGUGAAGCGGCGGGCCAUAUCAACCAUAAUACAAUAAAUACAGUAGAGUCACUGUAUGGCGGAACUCAUCCUCGGUAUUUUCAAAGAAUAAUUGAUGACAACACCAAUUCUACUGACAUAAUACCGAUUAACGGACCAUUGAACGAAGUUCUACAAGGUGAUGAUGAGUAUACUUUAGGCGGAGAAGUUGGUGAAGAAUUUACGAAUCCUUUAGACAGUAUGUCUCAAGCCAGUAUGCUCAGAAAUUCAUGCUGGGAUCCGAACACAGGUUUAGGCUACGCCAGGAAGUGCAAGCAAGCUUGUAGAACCACUUAUUCAACUGUUUGCUCACAAAGAAGAUGCCCCAAUGGUGUCUAUAAUAGAGCUUAUGCAUUUUGUAGGAUAACUUGCAGAUUAAAGUUUUGUGUAUAA